This is a messenger RNA of Trichoderma harzianum CBS 226.95, 1392 nucleotides long. RefSeq lists its product as hypothetical. The record is from RefSeq and is a predicted model, not a curated record. The transcript has a single exon. NCBI's taxonomy places the organism in Eukaryota, Fungi, Ascomycota, Sordariomycetes, Hypocreales, Hypocreaceae. The coding region runs from base 1 to 1392 and encodes 463 amino acids.
AUGCCACCUCCGCCUGGCUGUCCUGAAACCCUUAGGAUACCAGAGACAGGCCUUGCUUCCCCCUCCUCGUAUACGCUCGUCAAGCCGCCGCCGCCCCCGUUUCCCACCUGCUUCUCCUUCUCGCAGCAGCAGGCCAAGAACAUCGAGGUCCAGCUGCCACCCCUGGUCGCCGGGGCUCUAGUUGCCGCAUUUGCCAAGGCCCUGGCCGAUGGCUUGAACAAUGAGCUGCUAGCCCACUACUAUUUCCCAGAUCGGAGGGUUCGGGUCAAUCUCGAUCGAGUGCUGGACCGGCUCUUGUCGGUGUUCGUCAGGCAGCUGUGGGAUGAGCUCUUCCGGUUCUACACCGACUCUGAUCACGGCUCCGGGAGUCAGCAUUCUCGUCAGGUUACUCUGUUAUUCGAUGGCCCUAUCCGUCAACUCGUGCUUAUACUAAACGGCCCCGAGACGGCUAGAUGCAUCCUCGACAAGCUCGGCCCGGGGUUAUCGAGAAGGCCCCUAACGUGGUCGACCAACACCAAGGGAAUCGACUUCCCGCUGGCUCUACAGCUGCUGUGCGGCUUCUGGCAUCGCGAAUUUCCCGAUCAGUCGCCGGGAGGAAACCCGGAUCAAAUCGCCCGCGCACUUCAUACGCUUAUAACGACCGGGGACGCAGCCAAAGAACUCAUCAAUGAGAUGAAAAAGGUGCUUUUGUCUCCACACUAUGUCCAGAUCCACUUUGCCGAGUCAGCCAUCUGGGAUGUUGUGUUGAGACGACCCGGCCCUCCUCCGCCUGACGGCUUCCAUAUCGUUCAGCUCAAGUUCGAAUGCCAGUUGUUCAACCCGCUAGGUGGCUUUGGCGACCUGUCCAAUACCCGUCUCGGGUCUCUACCUGUUGUUACAGGUACCGCCGCUGAGCAUGUCUGCACAACUGUAUCCGAGUACGUCGAGAAGCAAUGGCCGAAAAGCGGACCCGUUGUGUUGAGCUGUCUUCAAGAUGCGUUUACGAGCGCGGCAUCUUCUCUCGAACAAGGAGAUGCGUUCUCAGGCAUGUCUCUCUGGGACGGUAGCGAUGGCAAAGGCGCAGUUUUGCCUAGCCUGAGAUUCGUUCACAUAGAGACAGAAGGCUCGAUGAUCAGAAUGAGCCUGAGUGCCAGGCUUCAUACUCUCAGCGACGUCUUCCAGCAAAUGUCCUGGCUUUGUGCCGCCUUGAGUUCCUCGCCGUUUCCCGGAGUGGUGGCGGAGAGCAUGACGGAGGUGUCGAAUUGGGUUUACUUGGAUGAGAAUGUUUACAUCGACUGUAGUUUGAACCACAUUCCUAUCCCCGGCAGCGAAGCUAUGCCGUGGUUGCAGCACCUGCCGCGUACUGCGAUUGCGAGCGGCUUCCCUUUGCAUCAAGGAUCGGGUGAGGCGUAG